Lytechinus variegatus (green sea urchin) is the source of this 1625-nucleotide messenger RNA. Its product is annotated as coiled-coil domain-containing protein 160-like. The record is from RefSeq and is a predicted model, not a curated record. The coding region runs from base 31 to 1038 and encodes 335 amino acids. Lineage: Eukaryota; Metazoa; Echinodermata; Echinoidea; Temnopleuroida; Toxopneustidae. The transcript is spliced from 2 exons.
CAAGCUCACGGGAAAUUCAAAUUGUCAAACAUGUCACUGUCAGAAUCACAAGGCACAACCCCUGGCCAGAGACACUGGGUAGAAGAUUUAUUUCCACCUCAUUUCCAGCUCAGUCUCUCGGACCUAACUAGGGAACCACAACAGGCUGAUGAAGGUACGCAGGAAGCAUGGAGGUUAGCCCAGAGAAAGAAGGCAAAGGAUAUCUAUGAGCAAGUCAAGACUCGAAUGGACUCCGAGGCGCAGAUCCCUAAGGACAAGAACAUUCAGGUCGGUGAGCCAUUGUCUGAGCUGAAGCAGAAUGUAAAGUUGACGGGUAAGGUGAAGAGGUCUGAAUCUUCAAAGAAGAAAGAGAUUAGGGAUCCUGGUGGUGAUGGGGAAAGGACUGAAGACGGUGGUAUCUGGUCUAAAGGUGAGAUUGAAAUCCUCAGGAAAGAAUUCCAAAAAGUCAGAGAGGAGAAGCAGAUCUUGCACAUUGAGUUGAAAGCCUUACAGAGGCAUUACAAAGACCUUGAAAAGAAACACAAACAACAGACUGAACUCCUCAACUCCAAAGCCAAAGCUCUCAAAGAGGCACACCAGCAAAACCAGAGGCUGCAUUUACAAACCCAACAUCUAACCAAAGAGGUGCGACUGCAGAUGAGUAAGCUUGCUAUGGCAGAAGAUGACUAUCGGGAAGUUGUCGAGCAGCGAAUGACAAUGAGAAAAGAUGCCAUUGAUCUUCGGAAGGCUCUUUCUCGAACGAAGCACGAUUUGAAGGAGGUGAGGAUUCAGUUAUCAGAGGCAGAUUCCAGACAUCGACUGGAGUCAAUGGAGAAGGAAGAGACGAUGAGAUUAGAAUAUGAAUCACAGAUUGCUGCUCUAUAUCAGGAGCUUAGUCAAUGUAGGACAGAGCUAGAGAAGGAACGGAUGGAGCACAAAAGAUCCUCAAAGGCACUGGAUCUACUUAGAAUUCACUUUGCGCAGCAAUCAGAGAGAACUGAACCUAAGCAUUCCACCACUGGCGAUGCUAAAUCUCUCAAGGUGCUACAGCUUUAUUGAGGAUAAAAUCACAUAUGAUUUGUGAUGCAACUUCUGAGAUGAAUCUUCUUAGGAUGUCAAUUGUUCUCUUUUUAGAUUUUGUCAUGUUCCUGGGUUGCUUUAGAUGUAAGUUGCAAUUUAAAGGGGAAUCCAGCCUUGGUCAUUAAAUGGUUUGUUGGAAAGGAGAAAUAUGAAUGAAACAGAGUAGUGAUAGUUUGAAAGUAAUCCAACGAGCAUUAAGAAAGUUAUGGCUGCUUUAUCAUUGAGAACCUUAAGACCAUGUAGAUUUCAUAUUGGCAACUAGGUAAGUACCGGUAAAUUAUGACAAGGGGCAAGGACAACUUUCCCAUAGGCUAUGUACUUAAUUAUGAGGGAUUUGUGGUUUUCUCCCAAGUACCCUUUCCCCUGGGGCAGUAGUCUGAAUAUAACCCAGGAAGUAUAUUUUUUAUGUCCUCGUGAAGGAAAAUAUAUCACUUGAAGUACCGGGUAAAACUUUCUAAAAGAAUUAUAUUUUACCCAUUUUACGUUACAUGGAAGAAUAGUCCUUACAUCACUAUGACAUCACAUAUGCGGCCAAUUUAAAGUCUCCAUGGGUAUAGCGAUUACCG